UUAUGGGAUGCACUCGCCUUGAGUGUGCUGAUAUUAAUGAGUGUGCUGUUGACAAUGGUGGAUGUGACCAAAAAUGUAUUAACAGCCCUGGCAGUUUCUCGUGUGUCUGUAAUGUGGGCUAUGAGCUCUUCACCCGAAAGGGAACUGCUGGAUUUGCUGUUCACUCUGCUGAAUCUGGCGAACGAGAUGGAGACACCUACCAGCGCAACAAGACUUGUUUUCCCAUCAUGUGCCCAUCCCUUGAAGCACCUGAGAAUGGUGUAAUCCUUUCUACUAAAGAAAUGUACCACUUUGGAGACCUUGUGAGCUUCCAAUGUAACUUUGGCUAUGUCAUGAGUGGCCCUGCUUCUUUGCUGUGUACAUCUGGAGGAGUUUGGAAUGGCUCUGUUCCACAGUGUCAAUAUGCCAAGUGUGUUUCUCUACCUGAUGACAGAAAUGAGGGAUUAUCUGUACUGCGAACAGACCAGGGCAGUGUCCUUGUACCUUUCAAAGAAAAUGUGACACUCAACUGUGGUAGUGUAGGCCGAACUCUGCGACGCACUGCCUCAUCAGGAUUCCGUCAAUGUGUUUAUGACCCUAAACCUGGCUUCCCUGAUUACUGGCUGUCUGGUGUUCCUCCAUCCUGCCCAAGAAUGGAUUGUGGCACACCUCUGCCCACACCGGGAGCUGAAUAUGGCAAAUACACGGAUACCAAAUACCAAUCAUCAUUCUUCUUUGGAUGUCAAGAUACAUUCAAGCUAGCUGGUCAAACAAGCAAAAAUGACAAUGUUGUCAGGUGUCAAGCUAAUGGCGUGUGGGACUUUGGUGACCUAAAAUGUGAAGGUCCAGUGUGUGAGGACCCCGGCAGGCCAACAGACGGCUUCCAGGUUUCUCGCAGCUAUGAGCAGGGCUCUGAGGUUGAGUUUGGCUGCAACAAGCCCGACUACAUCCUCAUCAACCAGCGUCCUAUCAGCUGUGUUCGAGAGCCUGAGUGCAAAGUUGUCAAGCCUCUUGGCCUUGCCUCCGGACGCAUUCCUGACUCGGCAAUAAAUGCUACCUCAGAAAGGCCCAACUAUGAAGCACGUAACAUUCGCCUGAACUCUGUUACUGGGUGGUGUGGAAAGCAGGAAGCAUUCACAUAUGUCAGUGUGGAUCUUGGUCAAGUUUUCCGUGUCAAGGCCAUUCUUGUCAAGGGAGUAGUCACCAAUGACGUUGUUGGUCGACCUACAGAAAUUUGUUUCUUCUAUAAACAAGCUGAAAAUGAGAACUAUGUUGUGUAUUUCCCUUACUUUAACUUGACUAUGAGAGACCCUGGAAAUUAUGGUGAAUUAGCAAUGAUUACUUUACCCAAAUAUGUUCAAGCUCGUUUUGUAAUUUUGGGAAUUGUGAGCUACAUGGACAAUGCUUGUCUCAAGUUUGAACUGAUGGGUUGUGAAGAACCAAAAUCUGAGCCUUUGUUGGGUUAUGACUACGGAUACUCUCCUUGUGUUGACAAUUAUGAACCACCUGUCUUCCAAAACUGCCCACAACAGCCGAUUGUUGUGCAAAAGGGACCUAAUGGAGGUUUGCUACCAGUAAACUUUACUGAACCUGUAGCGGUUGACAACAGUGGAAGCAUUGCACGUCUUGAGGUCAAGCCACCUAGCUUCAAGACCCCAACCCCAAUCACCGUCUUUGAGGACGUGUCAAUUAAAUAUAUUGCCUUUGAUUAUGAUGGAAAUGCUGCUAUUUGUGAGAUCAACAUUACUGUGCCAGAUGACACACCACCUCGUCUCAGCUGUCCUCAGAGCUACGUCCUUGAGCUGGUGGAUCGCCAGGACAGCUAUGUGGUCAACUUCAAUGAGACUCGCCGCCGCGUUAACGUGUCCGAUGAGUCAGGCGAUGUCAAAGUGGUUUUCGUACCCGAUCGUGCUGUGAUUCCCAUCGGUGGAUUUGAGAAUGUGACUGUGGUGGCUUCAGAUAAGAGUGGAAAUCAGGCUUCGUGCCACUUCCAAGUGUCUGUCCAGGCCACUCCAUGUGUGGACUGGGAACUUCAACCACCUACCAAUGGAGCACUCAACUGUUUACCUGGAGAAAGAGGCUUGCAGUGUAUUGCAACCUGCAAACCUGGCUUUAGAUUUACUGAUGGUGAGCCUGUCAAAACAUUCAGCUGUGAAGAGAAGAGUCCAUGGGUGCCAAACAACAUGGUACCUGACUGCGUGUCUGAAGACACUCAACAAGCCGAUUAUCAUGUAGUAGCCACUGUCACAUACCGGGCUAAUGGAGCUGUUUCACAAUCAUGCCUGCCCCAGUAUUCAGACCUCAUGUCACAGUAUUACAAAUCCCUUAAUGACAUCCUUACUCAGAGAUGUUCAGCUGUAAACGUGAACAUGAAUGUUUCAUUUGUUGAAGCAAAACCAUCCUUGGUGCAAGAAAACUUUGUCCAGAUGGACUUUAUUCUGGUGAUUGUACCAGCUGUCAAACAGCCACAGCUUUAUGACCUCUGUGGUUCUACUCUCAAUUUGAUUUUCGACCUGUCCGUUCCUUAUGCCAGUGCUGUCUUGGAACCUCUGUUGAAUGUGUCAGCAAUAGGCAAUCAGUGUCCUCCACUUCGUGCUUCGAAAUCUUCCAUCAACCGCGGAUUCACUUGUAAUGUUGGAGAGGUCCUUAAUAUGGAUACCAAUGAUGUUCCUCACUGUUUGCACUGUCCUGCUGGAACCUUUGCGGGUGUGAAUCAAAAGACCUGCACACCUUGCCCACGAGGGUUCUUCCAAAAUCAAGAUCGUCAAGGACAAUGCACCAGGUGUCCUCUUGGAACAUACACUCGAGAAGAAGGUUCAAAGGAUAUUAACGAGUGUGUUCCUGUUUGUGGUUACGGAACUUUUUCUCCCACUGGUCUUGUGCCUUGCUUGGAAUGUCCUCGCAACAGCUACACCUCAGAGCCACCUACAGCCAAAUGCUCCCCAGGGCAGUACUCUGACACUGGUUUAGCUCCUUGUGCUCCAUGCCCAAGAGAUUUCUACCAGACGCUUUCUGGCCAGCUGACCUGUCUGGAGUGCCCCACCAACAUGAAGACUGCAGGUCCUGGAGCAGUCGGCAGGGACGAAUGUGAACCUAUCCAGUGCUCUGAGAACGCUUGUCAGCAUGGUGGAUUGUGCAUACCGAUGGGCCAUGGAGUUCAGUGCUACUGUCCAGCUGGUUUCUCUGGACGCCGUUGUGAGAUUGACAUUGAUGAGUGUGCUUCUCAACCGUGCCACAACAGUGGACGUUGCAUUGAUCUGCCACAAGGAUACCGUUGCCAGUGUCCCCCAGGAUACAGUGGCAUCAACUGUCAAGAAGAGAAAUCUGAUUGCCGCAACGAUACUUGUCCAGAGAGGGCUAUGUGCAAGGAUGAACCAGGCCUCAACAACUUCACCUGCUUGUGCAGAUCUGGUUACACUGGUCCCAACUGAAGUAGCAGUAAAAUUGUCAUUGGUUUGAUUUUUGAAAAUUGCUUUGUUCUAUCUUUAACUGGUGUUUAUCUGUUUAUUUUAGAUCAACCCCUGUUCUGCUGACAUCAAUGCUUGUUCCAAUGG
Frankliniella occidentalis (western flower thrips) is the source of this 3533-nucleotide messenger RNA. Its product is annotated as sushi, von Willebrand factor type A, EGF and pentraxin domain-containing protein 1-like. Gene Ontology annotation, molecular function: Notch binding; calcium ion binding. NCBI's taxonomy places the organism in Eukaryota, Metazoa, Arthropoda, Insecta, Thysanoptera, Thripidae. Gene Ontology annotation, biological process: Notch signaling pathway. The record is from RefSeq and is a predicted model, not a curated record.